This is a messenger RNA of Lytechinus variegatus (green sea urchin), 2886 nucleotides long. RefSeq lists its product as uncharacterized. The transcript is spliced from 5 exons. The coding region runs from base 622 to 2244 and encodes 540 amino acids. Gene Ontology annotation, biological process: transmembrane transport. Gene Ontology annotation, molecular function: monocarboxylic acid transmembrane transporter activity. The record is from RefSeq and is a predicted model, not a curated record. NCBI's taxonomy places the organism in Eukaryota, Metazoa, Echinodermata, Echinoidea, Temnopleuroida, Toxopneustidae.
UAAGCACGUGAAGGUGAAUGACUGAAAGGAUAAAAGGAAGUUAAACGAAUGUAUAUACUAACACUAUACUGCGAUCGUGGCUGGGAGACAAUGCGCCUGAAGUCAUAGACUAAACGGAAAAGUAGGUGAGCAAACGUUCCUCCUCCAUGCAACAAGCAGGAGCAGACGACAUAUUGAAUAUUGUGCCAUCAUCAUACAGCCAGAGCAGUAUACGACAAUCUUACGUCGCCUUUGUUUGCUGUAAAUCAAGAAUACCAUACAACACGUCCUGACAAUUUCUUGCUUAAUUCUUCUGUCAAAUUUUGCUCAUAGAUUUUUUUUUUGCAUCUUUUCCAUGGUUCAUCUGUCGAAGAGAUAUGUUUUUGUCGAAUUAAGAUGCGAGAUGUUUAUGUGUAGGCCUAUUGUGUGACAUUCGAGAUGCAAUUGCGGGCAGAAGAGUCCAUAUAGCACGUAUGACAAUGAACAGACGACCCAUUGAGAGACUAUGGAGUACAUGACAUGAUGAAAACGUAUCUGGAUGACGAGAAUACAGAUUUUGCAGAUCGAGUCAGAAAAUUCGUCAGCUUCUAGUCUUAACAAGAUAUUUUACAACGAAAUCUGUGAUAUAGGAUCAAGAUCGAGAUGGUAAGAGAGGGAGCGAGAUUCAUCCUCGCUGCGAGGUUUACCUUCUACUGCAUGGAGAUCGGACUGGCCAAGUCAUUUGGUGUCCUCGUUCCCGAACUGGAAGAACAACUUCAGACAUCGAAUGCUAUUGUUGGUCUCAUCACAUCACUGUCAUUAGCUGUUAUGUGUCUAGGAUCUCCGAUAGCAAAGAUCAUGUUACAUCGAUGUCCCUAUCCACGGAUUCUGACGUCAACUUGCGGUCUGGUAGCUGGAUCUUCACUCGUCGCAUCGUCUUUCACGCGAAACCUCUUGAUCUUAGGCCCCCUUUUCAUCACCUUAGGGUUAUGCUGCUCGGUUAUAAAUCUUCAAGCACUUGUCCUGUUGCACGAAUACUACCAGGAGGAUUUCCCUUUCGUCAGUUGCAUCUCUGUUCUUGGUAUUCCAUUCGGUGCUGCGAUAUUACCUCCAAUUACUGAGAAGUUCUUGGAACACUAUGGUUUAAGCGGAGCCUUGCUGAUACUAGGAGGGCUCAUCCUCAACAUGGUACCUAUUGGUCAGGUGCUGAAGGUCCCAAAGACAAGCAGAUCUGUUUUAGAUGACAAAGAUCGGAAUAAUCUAACUAAGUUGGAGACGCUUUUGGUGAAAACACCAGAAGAAACUCGCGAAAACUCCAAGUACUCCCAAUUAUCCGACCAAGAUGACAGCAAGAAAGGAGACCAGAAAAUCCAUUCUCAGACAGAUAGAUACGGACAAAGGCUGAAGGAUAAUUUCGUUAUGCAAAAUGGAGAAGCAGAACUGGAAUCGAAGGAAUGCACUGUACCUUCUAACUGUGCAAGACCAAAGGAAUGCCCACAAAUUUGCAAUGACACACUGACAAGUUCACCCACCAAAGAUACACCAGAAACUUCUCUAUUAAAGACUCCUGCAAACGGUAUAGAAGUCAUCCGGCCUUUGCACAGAAGGAACCCUUCACCAUGUCUGACUUUCUUUCACAUCGAUGUCCUAAUCAAGGAACCACUUUUCUCACUCUUUUACCUUCCAUGUGUUUUCCUCUUAUUCUUGGUAACAGGUGGAUGGGCGCUUUUCAUCGUCGUGUAUGCCUUAGACCACGGAAUUGACAUUGCCCGAGGAACCUACCUUGCAACAUCUGGAGCUGUUGGAGGGAUCAUUUCUUCAAUUCUUAUGUCCAUUGGUCUUCGUUACCGCCCCGAAUUAAGCCCAUAUUACUGGAUCGCGAACCAGGCACUUUACGCUGUCAUGAUUUUCUUACAAGUGCUUCACUCUUCCUAUGCCUACCUUUUAGUCAUGUCAUUUUUUAUCGGAUUUGGUCUCUUUGGGGUGAAUGUAGUUAUUGAGGCUGUUUUGUCAGAAGUCGUUGAGAAAGAAAACUUUCCUGAUGCCGGCAAUCUGUUUUUCUUUGCUGUGGGUAUCGGAUACAUCUCUGCAGGUUACAUUUCAGGUUUCGUCCAAGAUCGAACAGGUAACAGUAAAAUGCUUUUCAUCUUCCUUGGAGUGAUGUCCAUGAUAGGUCUUAUACUCUUCUCAGCCAUGGUUAUCCUAUUUAAGAGAAGGCAGACGAUGAAUACUAAGGACUCAGAUGAGACUGAAGAUCAUCAAGCAGAUGAAUCGAGCAGUCUUUGACCCUUGGACUCAAUGGACUGUGUAUCGUCGUUUGACCCUUUUUGAUCUGUAUAUGAACAUGAUGAAUCUUGUAAUGAUUUGACAUUCCUUGGGGCCGUUUCAUUAAGCUGAUCAUAAAUUACGCAUGACUUCAUGUACGAUUGGUUACCUGCUGUUACGGUGGCUAUUAAUUAUCACUUAAUAUUUAAACAUUUGUAAAAAUAAUACCUCAGUAAAAGUAUAGAGGUAUAGCGCCCCUGUACAUGACCAUGAUGACAUCACUUUAUUUGCAUAACUUGUGGUCAUGCCCAAGGCGUGGCAUACUUUUGGUAGAAGGGCUCAGGAAGCAGAAGUGCUAAUCAAGAACUCUCACUAGAAAUUCAUAAUUUGGGGGUACAUAACAGUUGGUGAGUUUAUAAUUUUCGUGUAUUGUAUUGUAAAACUUUAUGAUUAUGCAUUUCAUACUUUAUGAUUAAGGAUUUCUAAAAGAAAAUAGUAAUAUUGCAAAGUUUGUAGAAGAAUAUAUCUUUUUUUUUCUCUCUAUUGGAAUAUUAUGUGCAUAAAGUUUUUUUUUUCUCUCUAUUGGAAUAUUAUGUGCAUAGAGUGUGGAAUUAUUAGAAAUGGAAAUGGUAAAUGUUGACACCCAUACCUACUUAUGGGAAG